Molecule: messenger RNA, 1379 nt
Organism: Priapulus caudatus
Lineage: Eukaryota; Metazoa; Priapulida; Priapulimorpha; Priapulimorphida; Priapulidae
Exons: 2
Coding region: 10-480 (156 amino acids)
Source: RefSeq, a predicted model, not a curated record
AAACUAAUCAUGGCGCCCCCCACAAAUAGUAACAAAUGCUCUUCAGAUUCAUUCAUACAGUCAAGCUUGACGAAAAAAAUAUUAUUUUCGUACAUACCCUUGGCAGGAGCAGCUAGCUACCAAGCAUUCUCUCUCAAUGUAGUGAAUCCAAAGUUUCUCAAGAGCGUCUUUCCCAACUGGCACUUUGGCGUGACGAAUGCGCUACUGCUGAACGCACAUCUCGGCGUGGGCCUGUACCUGUUCAGCCGGCCACACAUGGCAUGCUCCACACACGCGAUGUGCCCGCGCGUCGCAUACAGUGUCUUCGGAGCUGUCAUGUUCAACUUCGGCUCGGUGCUGCUGUGGGCGACGGCGAAGACAGUGGUGCCACCUUGCACGACCGCGAGGGCGCUCUUUGCUCUCGGAUCUGGUGCGGGACUGCUCUGGGUCGGCUAUCGAUACGUGAAGAUGCUGGAUGAGAAUGCAACGCGAGACGUCUGAGACGCUCUGAGACGCGGCUGGCUGCGCCGUCUCCGCUGCAGGGUGAGACGGAUUUGUCGGCGCUCCAGAAUGGACGUCGGUAGAUCUAAGUGCCGUCGGUUUGUGGUCGAUCGCUAGUUGCAAUCUAGUACCACUUGUACUCAGUACUUCCCCUUGUUCGUUUUUUAUCCUCCUUUUCAUCCUCCUCCUCCUCCUCUUUCUCCUCCUCCUCAUCUUCCUCCUUCCCUUCCUUCUUCUCCUCCUUCUCAUUCCUAUUCUCCUUUUCCUUUGUUUUCUCUUUCUUAUUUAUCUUGUUUUUCUUUUUCUUGAGCAUACCUACCGACGUUGACUCAUGAAGUGCAGGAACUAUAGCAUUGCAUGGCUUUGGAAGGAGCACUUUGGUAGAACACAGAAGGCCAUUUACUGUUUGGAAAGGUUGUGAGAUCGCAACACGGCGUGCACCAAAAUAAUACCAGUUCAGUGUAAGUGGUAUGAGGAGUAGAGUUACGUAGGAAUGCAUCGUUGGAAACAUCAAUCGUAUUUUUGCCAUUGUUCACAUCACAUGCCGGUGGGACAUUCUUUCUUAAUGAUGUAUUUUGUUACUUGAAAGCUGGAAAUUUAGCCGGGGUUACUGACAGAUGCAGGUGAGAGAUUUCUGGCAUGGGUUUUUAAGUGCAAUCGAUAAAAAUGUUAUGAUAUUAUUGAUAAGCCACUUUGACCACGUAUUGUCUCUGCAAUGUUGGGGACAUCUUGAAAAACAACACUUUCUUAAACAUUCUCUAGUUAAAACUAGUUAUGAUAAUCUUUACUAUUUGUUGGAACACCUGGUGUUAUCUGCCUAAUUUCAUAUAAACUAAAAUGGCUUUUGAAAUUAUAUUACUGCGUUUAGACAAUAAAAGGUCUUUUUAAGUCGAAAAGAA